UCUAAAAAAAAGACCCCUAGUUCGACCUUCACUUUCGGUAUUUCUUACAUUCCAUUGUUCUACAAAUAGAGAGGUUAUGUUUUUUAGAUAACUGUAGCAUCUUUCUUCAUUGUUAAUUGUGGAUCGAGCGUCGCUUUUAAUCUCAGUAUUCGUGUUGUGAGUUGUGUGUCUAAUUUCUAGUGUUGUUACAAUUUUUAUUACAACCUGACUCUCUUUAUUUGUUGUGAUUUUUGAUUACGUAAAUAUAAUUGAAUAAUAUCAAAGAACUGUAUCAAUAUGACAACCGAAAAAAUUAAUUUGAUUGGUGUUCCAAUAGCUAAAAUUAAUGGUCGUAAACUUCCCACUAUAAAAGAAGUUUUAUUAUUAUUUUUUUAUCAUCACAAAGUUCUUCAUCUAAAAGUCAAUGAAAGUGCAAAAAAAACUGCAAAUAUGGUUCAAGAUUGUUGGAAAAAUUUACAAAUUUUAACCUCCGGGCUUCGAAAUACGAUUAACAAAAUACUUGAGUUUUUCAAAAAAUGGCAAUUAUUGCAGUGCAAUAAGAAAAGAAUAAAAUCACAAGCUCAAAAACAAAAAGAAGUGAGUUUUGAACAAAAAAUUCAACAGUUAUUUAAUAUCGCUGGAAAAAACGGUCUAAGAAGUUUGAAUGGAGAGUUCAACAACUUUUCGGCUCAGAAACUAUUGAAUCAACCAGAAAUUUCUGAUAACUCCAGUUCACCAGAAACUUCGAGAAAAUAUGUUGAAAUUAUGGAAACCGAUGAGAUAGAAAUAGAUUUGGUUAAUGAUAAUAAUAAUAAUGAAAUUACACCUAGUCAAGAGUUACUAACAUCGUCGCAGUCAACUAUCAGUCAAAUUUCAAAUGUUUCCGAUUUUGAAACAGAAUUGUUGUCUGAAAAAAAAUACCAAAAAUAAACAUUAUCACUCCAAAUUUAGCAGCUGCGCUUGAUCGUGCAAAUGUUAGCAACAGAAAUGCUACAUAUAUUUUGGCAGCUACCUUACAGAGCGUUGGAAUAGAUCUUCGGAAUGUUAAUUUAAGCUAUAAAACUAUCCAACGAAAUCGUAUACUUCUUCGAAAAGAAAUAGCUGAAGGGUUAAAAAAAGACUUAAAGUUCAAUGAUAAUUAC
This is a messenger RNA of Cotesia glomerata, 1121 nucleotides long. RefSeq lists its product as uncharacterized. The transcript has 2 exons. NCBI's taxonomy places the organism in Eukaryota, Metazoa, Arthropoda, Insecta, Hymenoptera, Braconidae. The record is from RefSeq and is a predicted model, not a curated record. The coding region runs from base 277 to 909 and encodes 210 amino acids.